Messenger RNA from Cynocephalus volans (Philippine flying lemur), 5319 nucleotides. It is a transcript of the gene RIOX1, whose product is annotated as ribosomal oxygenase 1. The record is from RefSeq and is a predicted model, not a curated record. The transcript has 5 exons. NCBI's taxonomy places the organism in Eukaryota, Metazoa, Chordata, Mammalia, Dermoptera, Cynocephalidae. Bases 25 to 1896 code for a protein of 623 amino acids.
CCUAGCUCGGGAGAUCGUCCUGCCAUGGACGGGCUCCGGGGUAGUGCAGGGCUGUUGAGGCGUGGACGGCUAAGGCGCCGGCGCCAGCCUCAGCCACACAGCGGGUCGGUCUUGGCCUUGCCCUUGAGGCCCAGGAAGAUCCGAAGGCAGCUGAGGAGGAGUGUUGCGUCCCGCAUGGCCGCGCUGAGAGCCCAGACGCUGCCGAGCGAGAACUCUGAGGACUCAAGGGUGGAGUCGACUGCUAACGACGUGGGAGACGCGCUGCCUGGUGGGGCGGCGGCCAUCUCGGACACGGCCCGGCGAGAGCAAUACGGCCACCAUGGGCCUGCAGAGCUGCUGGAGGCCCCGCCCGCUGCACCCUCCCUGCAGACCCCGCCGGCGCGCCUGGUGGAGGUGUCCGCUGCGCCGGCGCGCGUGCCGGAGACCUCUGCCCAGCUGUGCAGCGGCCAGUCUGGGGCCCCUGCGACGCUGUUGGGGCCGCAGGUGGACAGCACGGAUGGGAAGCUGUCUUGGGACUCCCCGCUGCGGCGCGUCCUGGCCGAGCUGAACCGUAUUCCCAGCAGCCGGCGGCGGGCGGCGCGCCUUUUUGAGUGGCUCAUUGCGCCCAUGCCGCCCGACCACUUCUACCGGCGCCUGUGGGAGCGGGAGGCGGUGCUAGUGCGGCGGCAGGACCACACCUACUACCAGGGCCUUUUCUCUACCGCCGACCUGGACUCGAUGCUCCGCAACGAGGAGGUGCAGUUCGGGCAGCACCUGGAUGCCGCGCGCUACAUCAACGGGCGGCGUGAGACCCUGAACCCGCCGGGCCGCGCCCUGCCUGCCGCCGCGUGGUCCCUGUACCAGGCCGGCUGCUCUCUGCGCCUCCUCUGUCCGCAGGCUUUCUCGACCACCGUGUGGCAGUUUUUGGCUGUGCUCCAGGAGCAGUUUGGAAGCAUGGCAGGCUCAAACGUUUACCUCACGCCCCCCAACUCGCAGGGUUUUGCCCCCCACUAUGACGACAUCGAGGCUUUCGUGCUGCAGCUGGAGGGUAGGAAGCUCUGGCGUGUCUACCGACCCCGGGUCCCAGUUGAGGAACUGGCCCUGACAUCUAGCCCCAACUUCAGUCAGGAGGACCUCGGUGAGCCAGUGCUGCAGACCGUGCUGGAACCUGGAGAUUUGCUCUAUUUUCCUCGGGGCUUUAUUCACCAAGCCGAAUGCCAGGAUGGAGUCCAUUCUUUGCACCUCACCUUAUCCACAUACCAGCGCAAUACCUGGGGCGACUUCCUGGAGGCUGUACUGCCUCUGGCCGUGCAGGCAGCAAUGGAAGAAAAUGUGGAGUUUCGGAGGGGUCUACCCCGAGACUUCAUGGAUUACAUGGGGGCCCAGCAUUCGGAUUCUAAGGAUCCUCGAAGAACUGCUUUCAUGGAGAAGGUGCGGGUCUUAGUUGCCCGCUUGGGACACUUUGCUCCUGUCGAUGCUGUGGCUGACCAGCGAGCCAAAGACUUCAUCCACGAUUCUCUGCCCCCUGUGUUGACUGAUAGGGAGAGGGCGCUAAGUGUUUACGGACUCCCCAUUCGCUGGGAGGCUGGACAACCUGUAAACGUGGGGGCGCAGUUGACAACAGAAACAGAAGUACACAUGCUUCAGGAUGGGAUAGCUCGGCUGGUGGGUGAGGGAGGCCGUUUGUUUCUCUAUUACACGGUGGAAAACUCCCGUGUUUAUCAUCUGGAAGAACCCAAGUGCUUGGAAAUAUACCCCCAGCAAGCCGAUGCCAUGGAACUCUUGCUUCGCUCCUACCCAGAGUUUGUGAGAGUAGGGGACUUGCCCUGUGACAGUGUGGAGGACCAGCUUUCCUUGGCAACCAUGUUGUAUGAUAAGGGGCUGCUGCUCACCAAGAUGCCUCUAACCCUAAACUAGUUUCUUGUUGAUUGCUGGAAAAAAGGGAGUAGUGAUUCUCCCCAACCACCGCCACUUUUUUAAAAAUUCAUGCUCUUACCUUGAUAACCAUCAGUGUGCUCACAUUUACCUUUAUGACUGCUUCAAUGUCAUAAACCUCAGACCAUCUUUUGGGAAGAACCACCUCAUCUAGGUACAAAAGUAAAAGCAGAAGUUGGAAGUGGAAAAAAAAGGAGCUGUUUCUGCAAAAGUAACCUUGAUCCCUGAUUAUUUCAGAACACUAAUUUCAUCACCUUCAGGCUUCAGUGUACUGUGUAGCACUGGCCAUGUUCUACUUAAGACAUCAGAAAUUUUUAUUUGGAAUUUGCAUCUUUCAUUUGAGUUCUCUUUCAUCAGUUUGAGGGGAGGCUUGGGUUGGAAGAAACUUCCCCAGAUCUGGCAAGUGAAUAUUUUCAUGGUUGGUGGAAAAGAGCCUGGUGUACCAGAAAGAGUACUGGACUUGGAACCGGAAGACGUAGGUUUGGGGUGGUAGCUGGUAGGCAGCUGGCUGAGUGACCUGAGGCUGCUUCUACACUUGGGCAUACAGAUUUUGUUUUUUCAUACCUAACUUCAUUUCCUGAGAUGAAAAGAUGAAGAGAAUGGUUAUGAGAAGAAAGAAGAAUGAUGUUCUCGUGAAACAGAAACAAGAAAGGAUGACCCUAGGGCCUGAGGCAGCUGUUUCAGGAGCUCCAGGUCGCUGGCAGAGGUGAGCUCAUCCCGGAUGUGGCUCCAGUCGUAUUGCUGGCGCAAGAAGCUCUGCCACUUGCUGGGGGAAACUCCAGACCUUAGAGGACGCUUGUUCUGGAUCCAUCGGGCUGUGCGCUUGUUCAGCUUUUCCAACACAAUGGCCUCCCAGGCUCUGGCCUCCUUCUCAGGAGGUGGGAGCCAGGUCUCCCUUUCUUCCAGGUUCACAGCUGGAGAAGUUGUCAGACCCAGUAUAUCUGGAUCACUGCAGGGAUGAUGAGUGAGAUGAUGAGGUGUUUCCUGGACUGUGCUUUUUGGCUUUGAUUUCUUCAGUUUCUUUUCAGGACUGGCAGAGCAUUCUGUUUUCAGAGCGUGGGAGGUGUCCCCUGCUGAGGGACCUGAGGAACCCAAGAGUUUGAAGCUGACAGGUUUCUCGGGUUGAGCUUUCCUGACUUGGGGAGGCUGGAUGAUGUUGUCCGUGUUGUAGAGGUGGUCAAAGCUGUACUGGCUAUAUGGAAUGCUGGAAAGCCCUCGCUGCAACACCACCUCCUGAGAGAAGGUAAGGUUGGCAGCGGCCUUCUGCAGAUAUUGGCUCUUGAGGUGUACACAGCGCUGCAGGCUGAAGGGGAGAACUGGAAGCACACUGGAGAUGGAGGCACAUACCUCACUGACUUUCGGUUUUGAGUAGCAGAAUAUCAUGCCCCAUUCCAGCCGUGUAGGGAGUGACUGAUGAAAACGAUGGGAGAGGAAGUUCUUUCCCUUCUGGGUCCUGGUCAUAUUGUUUCCCAGAAAAUACUUCCUUCUACACUGCCUGGCCAAGAGGUGAGGCGUGGAGAUGUGAUCAGGCACCUGUUAAGGAGAUGGGAGGAACUGGUGAGAGCUCUAGGUUAGCAGAAAUUGGUAGCCCAUAGCAGUACAGAAAGAGAAUAACUUGGAAAACUGAUGGGAAGGGGGGAAAGCCAUGUGAGUUAGGAGAACAAAAUGGUGUAACAUUCUAAAUAUUUCUUGUAUCAGAAAUAUUUUUGCUUCCAGUUCUCACACUCAAAUCUCAGACCUUCAUCUCUUUUCAGCAGUGUCCCAUGUUUCCAGGUUUUCUUCACAUGUUGCCUUCUCUCUGUUCAGAAGGCUUAGAGCAUACAGUUCAGACACCUCAGCCUGGCAUUCAGGGUUCUCCCUGGGUAUGACCCCGGUUUAUGACUUUGUCCUGGCAUGUAACCUCUGCUUGAGCCAGUCGAGUCUCCUAGCUGUUCUCUGAGUAUUCCUCCUUCCCCGUAGUGCAGCUUCCUUUUGUGCUUGCUAUGUCAAAAAGCCUUUCUUCCAAACUGGAUACAAAUUCUAUCCAUUUUUUCAGGCCCAGCUCAAUUCCUACCUGCUGCAUAACUCUUUCUUGACCUAUCCAGGCCACCGUGUCAUACCCGAAUUUAUAAAACGCUUCUAGUCCAUACUACUUAUUUAAUGUUAAUCCUGUGAUACCCCACGUUGUUAAGUAUAUUUGACUCUCCAACUGCACUGCCCAAUGACAAUGUCUUUUGUCUCUUCUAUCUUUCAGAAUCACCCAGUUCUUUUCUAUUUUGCUACAUUGUCUUCAUUGUUAAAAUGUUUUAACAGCUGUAGCAUAUUUUAUCAAAUAGGGAAAUCGCUCUGGCUCUUCCUUAAUUAUUGGGUAGGCUAUUUCCAGGUUUUAGCUAGCAUGGAGAACAUUGUAGAGAACAAAUGCUUAGAUUUAGUGGGGUUUUUUUGUUUUUGUUUUUUUUUUCUUCUGAUGCACCCCCUGGGCCUAAUAAUGAUAGCUGACAAUAAUGGAAUACUUUGCUAAGGCUUUACAUAGGGAAGAUAUUAUGAUCUUAAUUUCCUGUGGGAAGAAGCUGAGGCUCAGAGGGGUAGGUGAAUUGCUUCAGAUCACAUAGCCCAUAAUUAGAGGAGUCAGGUUUCAAAACCAGACUACUAGAUUGCAACUAUGGAGCACUUAACCUCUGUGCUACACCGGCGUUCACUCAGUCUCUGCUCCCUACUACUCACUGUAUUUGUCUUGCCACUGCCAGGGGCAGGUAUGCCUCAUGCGCAAUAUGAAGACAAGACCAUUAUGCAGUAUCCUUCAAUCUUGCUAGUGCCAUGGGCUGUCUGGUUAGCUCAGUUAGAUAGAACCCAGCCUUGUGACACCAAGGUCAUGGGUUUGGAUCCCUGUACUGGCCAGCUACCAAAAAAAAAAAAAAAAACCUUACUAGUGCCAACACCUGCUUUGUGCCCAAGGUGCCCCCAGACUAGAUCUGACUCAUUUCUUUCCUUCAUAACACCCAGCACAUACCUUCUCUCCGUAGGGCCUGACUUAUCCCACUGUCUUCCAUGUAUAAAAUCUAACCUUGUGGUGUUUCUUUCUGUUAAGGGUCAGCUUUCAUCUAAAUGCCACUAGAUCAGAACUGAUAACCUGCCACAAAUUGUCACACUUGAUUAAAUAUAUUCCUCCGGGAUUUUUUUCAGGUAAAACUAAAUUUAGUUGUUUCAUGUCUUCAACCAUGAAGGAAACACGGCCACAAGGGCACUCAGUAUUCAGAUAGUUGGACUAAAAAAAGUAGGGCAAAGAUAGAGGGUGAUCACAAGGUGAUAUUUUUCCUGAAACAGUGCCUACUCUCACUGGUUAAAAAUGAACUGUCAGAUGAAAACAAUUAUUAAUAUUCUCCUGCCUUGUACAUUGCUUUAAUAAAACAUUUUACAUUCUUAAUA